AUGUGUGAAAGACUUCUAAUUAAUAUUCAACUACGGUCAAAGACAACUCAUUCUGUGUCACUUUCAACAACAUCAUUUGUAGUAAGAUAUAGUCAUUCAGUCAAUUCUAACUAUGAUACAAUGCCAGAUAUCCAUGUAGCUGUUAGUAAAAUUCUUCCAGCAACUGAAAUUGAGAACUGUGAAUUAAUUAUUACACAGUACACAAAAAUCGAACAAAUUCAAUUACGACUAGAAUAUUGCUUUCACAAUCAAAUGUACAGUCAUCCGUACACUUUCUCAGUGCUUACAAAUGGACAAGAAUAUUUCACGGAUACCACGGGCUGGGUUAAUUUACCUACUGAGGAAUCAACUUUUGGAACUGAAAGUUCCGGAUGCCCAACUGCUCAAUUGAAGGUAGAGUUUUCUUUAGUAUCGCCUCCUAACGGCCAUAUAAUUGGGAAUACCGAACAAUCAACAUUAUCGGAAAUCGACGCCAUAGCCGAAAGGAUUCACGUCGAUGCCACAUUAGAAGAUAAUAAGCGUUUUAUUUCGUGUAUUGUACCAACGUUGCCACAAUAUCACAACUAUUUAGUCGCUAUAAAACAAUUCAUUGAUGGAACGGGCGAUUACUCCCCGUCACAGUAUCUAUAUGUGGAAAACAAAGAUCAAGAAAGAAUCCGCCAGAAAAAACGGGAAAAGCGAACAUUAGAUGCCGAGCCAAAAUUAAGAUAUGAUAGUAAGGAUGAGCCAGUCACUCUGUUUGAUUAUCAAUGCCCGCCAUUAAACGGUGAGUGCUAUAUAGCAUGA
This is a messenger RNA of Didymodactylos carnosus, 786 nucleotides long. The record is from the annotation of a GenBank genome assembly. NCBI's taxonomy places the organism in Eukaryota, Metazoa, Rotifera, Eurotatoria, Philodinida, Philodinidae.